This is a messenger RNA of Homarus americanus (American lobster), 1595 nucleotides long. RefSeq lists its product as uncharacterized. The record is from RefSeq and is a predicted model, not a curated record. The transcript has 8 exons. Bases 291 to 1475 code for a protein of 394 amino acids. NCBI's taxonomy places the organism in Eukaryota, Metazoa, Arthropoda, Malacostraca, Decapoda, Nephropidae.
CACCCAUACACACCCGCCCUUCACCCAUACACACCCACCCUUCACCCAUACACACUCACCCUACAACCAAACACACUCACCCUCCACCCACUAAAACCACCCAAAAUAAUCCACAUACACCCAUCGUUACUGGUCAGCCUCCACCCACAGCCUCUCAUUCUCCAUCCACCCACAGCACCAACCUUCCACCCACACCCAUACCCACACCCACACCCACACCCACACCCACACCCAUACACCAUCUAACAGGUCCCUGCUUUGAUGUCAAGUUAUGUAGGAGAGUGAACAGCAUGUGGAAGGCGCUGCAGGAGGUGGGUCAUCUGUCUGAGACCUUCCGUGUGGGGGAGGUGGUGGAGGGGCUGACCAGGUGUGGGAGGAGAGGCGCAGGUGACCAGGUUAACACUACAGUGGCCGCCCUCCUCACCAGCGUCACCCAUAACCUCCACACACUGCUUGAUCACUACCUAGAGACGGCUGUUGACCAGAUAAAACCGAGGUUAAGGGAUGCUGUGGAGAAGUCCUGCGAGGAAGGACGAGGGACACCCCUGGUGGAGGAUACACUGAGUCCUACACUUACACUCCUGCAGGAACACCUACAGCCACCGUCACUUCGUCAGCGUCUUCUUCUGCGACUGUGGGACGCCGUGUUGGUGCUGUUCAUGGUAGUAGUCAGUAAUAAGAAGAAAGCUGUUGAGUAUUACGAGGCUGUGUUAAGUGUGCUUGACUUGACCUUUCUUCUCCUGACGCGGCGUGACCUUAACCCUACUGCUGCCACUACUCCAGGGUACACAUCACUGAAGGAGGCACUGGAGGAGCAGGCAGUAAGCACCCCAGCACUCAUAGUUCAGUACUACCGGACCAGACACGCCCACCUGACGCAUUACCAACACCCCACCACCGCUCGCCUCCUCAUCAGGGCAUUCUACAGUCAACCAGGGCGCCUCACUCUACGUGUUCUCGAGGCUAGGGAUAUACCACCAAGAAGGGAGAGUUCUACAUCUUCCUGUUGCUCUUCUUCCUCGUCAUCUUCCUCCUCGUCUUCCUCCUCGUCAUCUCCCAGGUCACAGCCUCAGUGUUACGUGGUGGUUCAGGUAGUGCCAGGUCAUAGGUUCCCCAGUGCUGCUAUCUGUAAGACCUGGAGCACCAAGGCUUAUCCUGCCACCUUCCAUGAGACCUUCCAGUUCCCCACAGGUGUAGUGAGCGGCGACAGCAGUGGGUGGGUACAGGUGUCACUGAUGCAAGGACCUACCUGCAGUGGGCGCCUGCUGGGGGAAGGUCUUCUGCCCCUCACUAACCUCCCAUACGUCGACUCACCUGAGCUGCAAAAUACCUGUCUCAGACUAACAGCGCCGCCCGUCCAUCGUGGAGAGACGGGUUACAGAUGCUUGACUGCUCUUCGUUGCCGGACGAAGGAUGAGAUGGCGAUCUCCUUCCUCAAGACCCUGGAGAAGUACCACCCGGAGGCCAGUGUGUGAGGUAUUACCUACUUGGAGGCCAAAGAGUGAGAGACCCACCCCUACCAAAGACUCUGACAGACACACGGACUAGAGGGUAUGCCCGUAGUGAUCAUAAUAAAAGUAGUAUUGUGAUUAAGA